AUGUCAUUUAAGAGAGAAGAUUCAAAUACAACGCAGAAUAAACAAGUAGUGGAUCUGAUUCGUGCUGCAGUAAAUAAUGCAAGCAUCCCAGAGGAAGAAUAUUCCACCGUAAAAGUAACUCCAAUUCAAAAGGAAGGAAUUCUUACUACAACAGUUGCUGUUUCAGAGGGGAUCAUGGGAGCAAUGAAAAAACAGAAAGCUGCACUUAUUGAGAAGUUAGAAAGUGUUCUAAAUGGGACAGUGUUCAUAAUUAGAGAUAGAAAGGUACAGAUGGUAGAAGGAAAGGGGGGAAAGCAAGUUAUACAGUCACCAAUCACACAUGCUGGAUACCAAGAGAGAGUAGUCAAUGAUUUAGUUGCUCCUUCUCACAUCGUAGAUAGAAGAACCGUUAUAAGAGAGGAUGGGUCAAGACUUGAGAAGAUGAUCAUCGAAGCUAAGCACAAGGAUGAGUUUUCAAACAGAUUUGAGCCAAUGGGGGUAGUCUUUGAAGAGAUGUUUGGAAAGAAGGCUCUUUUCAUGGCCAAUUACUAUUAAACCA
Molecule: messenger RNA, 538 nt
Organism: Nematocida parisii ERTm1
Lineage: Eukaryota; Fungi; Microsporidia
Exons: 1
Coding region: 1-534 (177 amino acids)
Biological process (GO): translation; rRNA processing; ribosomal small subunit biogenesis
Cellular component (GO): small-subunit processome; 90S preribosome; cytosolic small ribosomal subunit
Molecular function (GO): structural constituent of ribosome
Source: RefSeq, a predicted model, not a curated record